CCGAAUUCCGUUAAUAAGCUUUCGUAAGGCCUCAAUAUUAAGAGCUCACUGUUCAGUGUGUCUUUUAGGUAGGCAACCCCAUAAAACAGAUAUAAAAAAAGGAAACUGCCCGUUCGGUUUAUAGAAACUACGCUGACUCAAAUAGAUAAAACAAGAGGAAUCCCCUGACAAUUUGCUCCUCUAUUCAUAAGCUGUCUUUUACCUACAUUUCUCUCUUCCUUCUCUCGCUUUUUUUUCGCUUGUCCAUUGCGUAAUUGCAUUUUUUGUCGCUUUCUGUGUGCUUUCCUGGGUUGAAGUGCAAGAAAAAAAAAACGAAAAACGAAGAGCGAAGAGGUAUUAAUUCACAAACCAGUCUAAUUCGAUUGAAACGUCUAUAGAAACAAUGUCACAUAGACAAGGCCAAGGUCAACAAGGCCAGCAGGGCCAGCAAGGCCAGCAGCACCAUCAUGUUCAAGGACAAGGGUUUUUCAGCCCACCUUAUCCACAGCAGAUGGAUCAACAGGCCAUGUACCAUAACCAGAUGUACUACCAACAGCAGGCAGGGUAUUACCCAAUGGGCCAGUACGCUUCACAUCCCUCUGGUCUGUACAAGCCGCAACAACAGUUCCAUCAGAGUCACUUGAACGUUACAACACCAACAGGUGAGAAAGUUGAACUGCAAAAAUUGAACCAGCACAAACCAUCUGUUGGUGGAAGCGAUUCACCUUCUACUGCCUCUGCUGCGUUGCAGUCAGCUGAAAGCUCUUCCAAAGCGGAUGAGCUCAAAAGGGCAUUCAGGGAGAAGGUUGCUGCUAGAGCAAAGGCUAAGUUGGCAGCUUCUCAGUCGAGUGAAUCUGCCAGCUCAACGCCAGCUGUUGACGCUAAGACAAAGGAGAACACAAGCAAAGAGCCUCAAAACGAGGUUAAGACUGAAACUCCGGCAAAGCCAAGUGCUCAAGAGACAAAGACUAAAGAGUUGGAAGAGAAUGAAAAAGAGGCCCAUAUCAGAGCGUUCAAGGAAUCCGUCGCUUCAAGAGCUCAAAAGGUUCAUGCCGUUGAAACUAGCGAACCAAAGGUGACUGAAAAGCCUGUGACGGAACUGGAGGAGGAGCCAAAGGAGGAACCAAAGGAGGAACCAAAGGAGGAACCAAAGGAGGAACCAAAGGAGGAACCAAAGGAGGAACCAAAGGAGGAACCAAAGGAGGAAUCCAAUGAGGAAUCAAAGGAGGAACCAAAGGAGGAACCAAAGGAGGAAUCAAAGGAGGAACCAAAGGAAGAACCAAAGGAAGAACCAAAUGAAGAACCAAAGGAAGAUGUCAAAGAAGUUGAAUCCUCUCAAGAACCUGCAGAUGAGACUGUCCACCAAUCUGAAAGAUCUUUGACCCAAGAAACCAUAGCUGAAGAAUCUGAAGAUGUGUCAGCUCCACAAGAAGACUCUUCUGAACAAGACUCUAAUACCGUCUCUGCAUUCUUGGAGAGAGUCUCAAAUGCGACUGAAAUCGAGGAUCCAUACACUUUCAAGUACUCUGAUAAAGUCACACCACCAAAGCCUGAAGCUAAGAUUGAAGGCGUAAAGUUCAGAUACGACCCUGAAUUCUUGUUACAGUUUGCCCCAGUGACCAAGUUCACCGUUGACAAGGACUUUGCUCAAAAGAUUGAAUUCAUCACCAAGGACACAUUAAAUAACAGAGGUGGCUCUGCAAAGAAUCGUGGUGGAUUCAAGUUUGGUAUGGGUUCUGGUCUCUCAGGCUCUCAAGGGUUCCCAAAGUCUUCAUCUAGAAGAAACUACGACAUGAACUCAAGAUCAAACUCUAGACAAAACUCCAAGAGAAGAGGUGCUUCGAACAGAGGUGAUCGUAAAUCUAACAGAAAUAGAGAGAGAGAACCAAGAGAGUCAGAUGUUCCAGCUGAACCUGUGAAACCAUUAGAAAAAUCAGAGAAUAGAUGGAUUCCAAAAUCCAGAGCUAAUAAGGCUACUGAGGUCAAAUACGCCCCUGAUGGUGUCACUGUGCUCCUCUCAGAGGAGGACGUUAACAGAAAGGUUAAAUCCUUGUUGAACAAGUUGACUUUGGAAUUCUUUGAUGAGAUUAGUGAUGAAAUUUUGGCAAUCGCAAACCAGUCUAAAUGGGAAGAAAAUGCAGAGACUCUGAAACAGGUCCUUAAUAUCACAUUUGACAAGGCAACAGAUGAACCACACUGGUCCGAGAUGUAUGCAUCUCUUUGUGCCAAGUUGAUGGCAUCUAUUGAUGACGAAGUUAAAGAUGAAUCUGCCCAAGACCCAAGACUUACAGGUAAAUUACUCGCAAGAAAGCUGUUACUCUCUAAAUGUCAAACCGAAUAUGAAAAGGGUUGGACUGAUAAGCUACCAACUAAUGAAGAUGGCUCCCCAUUAGAACCAGAGUUAAUGACUGACGAGUACUACAUUGCUGCAGCUGCGAAGAGAAGAGGUCUUGGUUUGGUUAGAUUCAUCGGUCAUUUAUUCGUGCUCAGACUCUUAUCUGCUGGUGUUAUCCGUUCUUGUUUGGUGAAACUAUCUGAAAACACUGUGGAUCCAACAGAUGAUACUGUUGAGAAUUUAAUUCAAUUGAUCAAGACCGUUGGUCCUACCCUUGACAGUUCACCAACUGGAAGUUCUGUUCUCACUGCAAUCUUUGAGAAGAUUAAACCUUUGGAAGAUUCAAAGAUUCCUUCGAGAUUACAGUUUGCCCUUAUGGAUCUCCGUGACCUGAGAAGGAAAAGUUGGGCCGGUUUGGAGAACAAGGGUCCUAAGACUAUUUCACAAAUUCAUGAAGAGGCUAGAAAGAAAGAGGAAGAGCAGAAAAAUGAUCGUAAGAAGCAGAAUAAAUCAGACUCAAGACAAGGUUCUUCUAGAAACUCUGGUUGGGGUAACUCUCGUGUCUCUGAAUCCGAUUUUAGAAGAGUUGGUCAGAUCAACUCCUCAUCGUCAUCUUCUAAUUUGGGCCCAAUGAACAACUUCACCAAGUCUAGAUCUUCCAGAAAGGCAACAUCCUCCACCACUAGCACAAACACAAGCAACGACACUACAACAGAACGCUCUGACUCUUCAAGACAGAACUCUCAAAGACCAGGUGCAGCAAAUAGAUUCGCUCUUUUGAAUGGUGAAGAUGACGAUGACGAUGAUUCUUCUCAUGUGGCAUCCGAAGAACCAAAGCCUGAGCCUAACACUGAGACUGCAGACGAAACAUCUGAACAAUAAGUUGUCCUAACUACUAAAAAAAGUUAUCUUUUUGACAUAUAGGUGCAUUGGAAUGUGUGUUCAUCAUAGGCACAUUAUUCCAGGGAGAAGGGAAUCUUUUUUAUUCUUCUGUUU
Molecule: messenger RNA, 3310 nt
Organism: Williopsis jadinii
Lineage: Eukaryota; Fungi; Ascomycota; Saccharomycetes; Phaffomycetales; Wickerhamomycetaceae
Exons: 2
Coding region: 383-3196 (937 amino acids)
Cellular component (GO): eukaryotic translation initiation factor 4F complex
Molecular function (GO): protein binding; mRNA binding; translation initiation factor activity
Source: RefSeq, a predicted model, not a curated record